AUGCUUCCCCGCCUUCCCCUCCUCUUCCGGUCUCGCUCCCCGUGCUGCGCAAGCGCUCUGCUCUUCUCCCCCGCCGAGGACGCCGACGGACAGCUCGCGCUCGACCCCGAGUCGGAGAAAGGGUCCUUGGGCUCCUCCCUGUCGCUGUCGCUCGACUUUCUGUCCUCGCUGCUGCCCCCUCCCCCCGCCUCCUGCCCCAGCGCCUCCUGCAGAUCCGUCAUGGAUGCCCUCGGCGGCUGCCCCUGCGAGCCGUGGUGCUCCGACCGGCCCGCGUCCGACGACGUCGUCGACUUGGACGGGAAGCUUGACGUCGGGCUGCUCGAGCCCUCCGGCGAGCCGUCGGGCCCGGAGCCCUUGGAGAUGGACGCGUCGCUGCUCUCCUCUGGCGACUCCUUACCCGAGGACUUGUCGCACUUGGUGCUGGCCUCGGAGCCCGAGCACAGCUCGUGCGCGGAGCUGCUGCCCUGGCUAGCCUGGGACUUGAUGUCAGCCAUGGAGGGAGCUGCGGCGCCGGAGGACAAGCUGCUGCUGCAUCCACCAUGGUCGUCGUCGCGCUUGCGCUUCUUGCUGUCGGGCUGCAUGGGAUGGUGGUUGAACAUGGUAUGGUGGUUGUGCGAGUUCAUCGCUGAGACAAGGAGACGCGAUCGUGGUGGCGCUAGAGAGGAGGAGCGUGCAUAG
Molecule: messenger RNA, 678 nt
Organism: Guillardia theta CCMP2712
Lineage: Eukaryota; Cryptophyceae; Pyrenomonadales; Geminigeraceae
Exons: 2
Coding region: 1-678 (225 amino acids)
Source: RefSeq, a predicted model, not a curated record